Messenger RNA from Dracunculus medinensis (Guinea worm), 720 nucleotides. The record is from the annotation of a GenBank genome assembly. Lineage: Eukaryota; Metazoa; Nematoda; Chromadorea; Rhabditida; Dracunculidae.
AUGGAAAAUUGUAAAUAUAAAUGCAUAGUUAUAACAAAUCAAAGUAGAUAUCUAUCGGCUGGUGCAAUUGUUUUCCAUAAUCGCAAUAUAAAUUUCACUACGUUACCAUUGAACAGGCAUUCAAAUCAACUUUACGUCUUUCUUAAUGCCGAAUCGCCAAUAUAUACGCUGAAAAUGCCCGAUGAAAUGAAUGAUAAUUAUUUUAAUAUCAGUAUGACUUACAGGAAAGACAGCGAUAUACCUAUUAGUUAUGGCGUAAUGAGCAGAAUUAGCAACACGACGCCGCCAGAUAAAAUUUGGAGCUGGGAUCAAGUUAUCAAAGUUGUCAAUAAUAAAACAAAAUCUGUUCUUCAAUUAGUUUCGCAUUGUUCCUCAAAUUCCGCGAGACAUCUCUAUACUGAUACAUUGAAAAAUUUUAUUAACGUUACUGUGUUCGGUCAUUGUAAUCAAAAUCCAUGCGAUGAAGAAUGUGAAGAAAUGGCUUUAAAAGAGCAUCGCUUCUACUUAGCGUUUGAAAAUAGUGUAUGUCGCGACUAUGUGACUGAAAAAGCCUUUCACUCUAUGAAUAAUUUAUUAAUUCCGAUAGUGUUGAAAGGUUCAUUGUGCAAAAAUAUUUUGCCUGAGGGUUCUUUCAUUGCCAUUGAUCACUUCAAUUCUCCAAAGGAAUUAGCUCAGUACUUGAAAUAUCUUGAAAGUAAUAAAACUGCUUAUAUGAGGUAA